AUGGCGACUUCCAUGAGAAUCAUUUUGUUUUGUAGAGCGAAUUUAUUAUCUUUACUACGCAGUCGUAGUAAUAGUUCAAAACGCGUUAAAACAUAUAGCAAUAUAAAUUCAAAUUCAAAUACUGGAGCUAAAAAUGCCAAGACAAAGAAUGAACGUCCUAUCAGCAAAGUUGUACUCUCUGAUCUCAUGUCAGAAAGUGUUCAAGAAAAAGGAUCAGAUGAAGGACCUGUAAGCAAAGUGGUACUGUCCAAUAUCAUGACAAAUGGUGUUUUAAAGGAAGAAUUGGAUCACCAUGAUGUCAUAGCAGAGCGUUUAAAAACAGCCAGAAGAACAGUAUUAAUCAAGACAGAUAACAUAGAUCACUCAGUCAAAAAACUGAAUCAGUUUGGCAGCCCUGAGAAUAUUUUAAAUAUCAAAAAGGAAAAUGGACUUUACCACAUGGUCACGUUUAAAGAUGAAACUCAUAUCCAGAAUUUAGCCUCUUCUUUAGAAAAUAGCAAUGUGUUUGUUCAAAGAUUUAUAAUUGAUACAAAGGCAAAGAAAAAGAAAGAGCAAAAUCAGAAAGAAGAUCAAGAACUGUGUUUAACUAAACAAUUAGAAUUGUGUGAAAAUAUUGAUGAACAGCUUCAUUGUUUAUAUAAACACACUCAUCUAGAUGAAACAAAUUCACUACUGAUAUUUUUAUAUUACUCCAUCAUACAAGACGUAUUUCGCACGCUAUCAAACGGCGUAUUAGAACCAUUUGGAUCCUGUGUCAAUGGUUUUGGAAUGAAUUCAUCAGAUUUAGACUUGAACUAUAUUGACUUGAAAAAAGAUAGUUUUGAACGUGAUUUAUGUCCAAUGUUUUCUCAUAAACCAGAAUCAGUUAGUAUCAAUAGGUUGAAGUCUAUUAAAACCAGUUUAAGAAAGAUGUUACCAAUAAUUAAUGAUGGUACAGUCAUAGCAGCUCGUAUUCCAAUUAUACGUUUAUCAUUGAAGCCUGUCAAUUUUCAAAUAGAUAUAGCUUUCCCAGGUGACAGACAAGGACCAAUCAUUUCAGAAAUAUUUUAUACCUAUAGUUUACUAGAUAAUAGAAUAGCCAUUUUGUUUGCCUUCAUCAAAAGGUGGGCUAUAACAAAUGGUUUACACAGGAGUAAUGCAGGGCACUGGUUCAGUUCGUUUCAACUAUUAGCAUUAGUGAUAUUUUAUUUUCAACAGAGACCCAACUCUUCUAUCCCAUCUAUUAAAACAUUAUUAGAAUGUAAUCAACGUUAUACUAGUACAGACAAACAAAGAGUGUCUACACCUCUAUAUGUGAUUAAAAGUUUAACAAAGAAUCCUUCAUUUGAAUCUUCUUUAGAAACUCUAUUGAAAGAAUUUUUUGAAUUUUAUGCAGUAUUUGACUUUAGAAGUAUGGCACUUUCUUUACUCAUGGGACACACGUUUCAAAAAACAACCAUAACCUCGCCCAUUCAAUGUGAAUUUCCUUUCGAGUUUCAUAACAUUAUGAAAAAUGUGGACAGUAAACACACUGCACUCCUACAGACUCAGUCUAAAAAGGCCCUUAUUUUACUCAAUAAAAGCAAAUCAACCAAUGAAUUAUGGGGGAUUGGUUCGUGUUUAAGUAAAGACGAACAAGAUAAGGUAGAUAUGAAAAUUUCAAUAAAGCAGUUGUUUAUAGAUUGA
Molecule: messenger RNA, 1665 nt
Organism: Lottia gigantea (owl limpet)
Lineage: Eukaryota; Metazoa; Mollusca; Gastropoda; Lottiidae
Exons: 11
Coding region: 1-1665 (554 amino acids)
Molecular function (GO): poly(A) RNA polymerase activity
Source: RefSeq, a predicted model, not a curated record